AUGGAAAAAAAAGGGUAUGAUCUAUCAAAUGAAGCUAAAAUCGAAUUUUUUAUUUCAUUCGGGCUAAAGCAAACUCAACAAUAUGAUCAAACAAUACAUGGCAGUUUCAUGAAAUAUGUUAAAGAAACCUAUGUUACAAAAUUGGGUGGCGACAUAUCAUUAAAUACUUUUGAUCAAUGGGCAGAAACAGUAGCAUCAAACCCAGUUGUUAUUAAACUUGGUAUCAAAUCAAUGUUGGAUUUAUUGAGUGAAACUCGAUUUUUAAAUGAUGAAAAUAUAGUAGAAAAACGGAAAUUAAUUGCAAAAGCUCUGGACAGUUAUCUUAAACAACCUACUUUCUGUUAUAGUAACUGCUCCACUCAUGGCGAUUGUCAACCAUCUGAAUAUUUUCAGUUUGGAAUGUGCAACUGUCAUGUGAAUUGGACAGGUAUUGAUUGUUCGGUAUUUAAACCAGUCAACUCAGAUUCUUUAAGUGGUACACUCUGUGGUGUGGGUGUUCUCUAUGCAGGUAAACGUCUUCUAUGCGCUGGACUGGAUCCUAUGGAGACAUGUCCUGGAAGCUGGCAUAAGUUUUUGAAUAUGUGUGCGAAGAGUAGCAUCGACAAUCGUACCAAUCCAGUUGGAACAUGGUGCGGAUAUGUCCUAGGUAGCCUGGUAGUAUUAUGUGAUGGAAAGAAUCCGACAGUAGAUGGUUGCCCUCCUGGUUACCAAUAUUUUGAAGAUAUACAAGCUUUUUGUGCUAAAUCAGAUCCAAAUGCUGCUGAUCUGCCUGGAACUAUCUGUGGUUGGCAACGGCAAGUCCUUGAAACACCAUUUAUAUUUAACGAACUAGAUUGUGGAGGGCAGUUUCCUGGAAGAGGGGCAU
Messenger RNA from Rotaria sp. Silwood2, 865 nucleotides. Lineage: Eukaryota; Metazoa; Rotifera; Eurotatoria; Philodinida; Philodinidae. The record is from the annotation of a GenBank genome assembly.